GACCUGAAGCUUUUUUCGUCUGGCUGUGAGAACAGACGUGUCUGCCGAAACGGGCCCAUGUCUGAAAACCCAGACAGACGCUCCCGUUUGAACAGAAAGGACACAACAAGAGAAAAGGUCGGCCAGGACAGAGCAGCAGCAAGAUGGAGUGUGAGUGGAAGCCAGACGAGCAGGGGCUUCAGCAAAUACUACAGCUGCUAAAGGAGUCUCAGUCACCAGACACGUCCACGCAGAGAUCCGUCCAGCAAAGACUGGAGCAGCUGAACCAGUAUCCAGACUUCAACAACUAUCUGAUAUUUGUUUUGACCAAAUUAAAAUCUGAAGAUGAACCGACCCGUUCCCUGAGUGGACUGAUUCUGAAGAACAAUGUGAAGGCUCACUAUCAGAACUUCCCAAACGGAGUGUCUGAUUUCAUCAAGAGCGAAUGCCUCCAAAACAUCGGGGACACAUCUCCCCUCAUUCGAGCCACUGUGGGUAUCCUCAUCACCACCAUCGCCUCCAAAGGAGAGCUGCAAAACUGGCCUGAGCUUCUGCCUAAACUCUGCCUGCUGCUGGACUCUGAGGACUAUAAUACAUGUGAGGGGGCGUUCGGGGCUCUGCAGAAGAUCUGCGAGGACUCUGCUGAGAUCCUGGACAGUGACAUGCUGGAUCGGCCACUGAACAUUAUGAUACCCAAGUUCUUGCAGUUUUUCAAACACAACAGCCCAAAAAUUAGGUCUCAUGCCAUCGCCUGUGUGAACCAGUUCAUCAUCAGCAGGACCCAGGCUCUAAUGCUUCACAUUGACCCGUUCAUUGAGAACCUGUUUGCUCUGGCGACAGACGAGGAGCCAGAAGUGAGGAAGAAUGUUUGCCGAGCUCUCGUCAUGCUGCUUGAGGUCCGCCUGGAUCGUCUCCUGCCUCACAUGCACAACAUCAUAGAGUACAUGCUCCAGAGGACUCGAGACCCAGAUGAGAAUGUCGCCUUGGAGGCCUGUGAGUUCUGGCUGACGCUGGCCGAGCAGCCAGUUUGUAAAGAAGUGCUGUGCGGUCACCUGUCUCAGCUCAUUCCUGUACUUGUCAACGGGAUGAAGUACUCCGAGAUCGACAUUAUCCUGCUCAAGGGAGACAUCGAGGAAGAUGAAGCCGUCCCAGACAACGAGCAAGACAUCAGACCGCGCUUUCACCGCUCUCGCACAGUCGCCCAACAGCAUGAGGGUGAUGGGAUUGAGGAAGACGAUGAUGACGAUGAUGAGAUGGAUGACGACGAUACGAUUUCUGAUUGGAACCUGCGAAAGUGCUCUGCAGCAGCCCUGGAUGUGUUAGCCAAUGUUUUCAGGGAUGAUCUCCUGCUGCACAUUCUUCCACUUCUCAAAGAACUGCUUUUCCAUCCCGACUGGGUAGUGAAAGAGUCGGGCAUCCUGGUGCUGGGGGCUAUAGCUGAAGGUUGCAUGCAGGGCAUGAUCCCAUACCUACCUGAGCUCAUCCCACAUCUCAUCCAGUGCUUGUCUGACAAAAAGGCACUGGUGCGAUCCAUUACCUGCUGGACACUGAGCCGCUAUGCGCACUGGGUGGUCAGCCAGCCCCCGGAUGUUUACCUAAAGCCUCUAAUGACCGAACUGCUGAAACGCAUACUGGAUAGUAACAAGCGCGUGCAGGAAGCUGCGUGCAGUGCCUUUGCCACCCUGGAGGAAGAGGCUUGCACAGAGCUGGUACCUUACCUGGCAUUCAUCCUGGACACGCUGGUGUUUGCUUUCAAUAAGUACCAGCACAAAAACCUGCUCAUUCUGUACGAUGCCAUAGGGACGCUCGCAGAUUCAGUGGGACACCAUCUUAACAAGCCGGAAUACAUCCAGAUGCUGAUGCCGCCCCUGAUACAGAAAUGGAACCAGCUCAAAGAUGAGGACAAAGAUCUUUUUCCUUUAUUAGAAUGUUUAUCAUCCGUAGCCACAGCCCUUCAAAGUGGCUUUCUUCCCUAUUGUGAGCCGGUUUACCAGCGAUGCGUCAAUCUGGUCCAGAAGACACUCGCCCAGGCUAUGCUUUAUCAGUCACAACCUGAUCAGUAUGAGGCGCCAGACAAAGACUUCAUGAUAGUGGCUCUGGAUCUUCUGAGUGGACUGGCUGAGGGAUUGGGUGGCACCAUUGAGCAGUUGGUUGCUCGCAGCAACAUCCUGACUCUCAUGUAUCAGUGCAUGCAGGACAAAAUGCCUGAGGUGCGUCAGAGCUCUUUUGCUCUGCUUGGGGAUCUCACUAAGGCCUGUUUUCAACAUGUAAAACCCUGCAUCGCUGAUUUUAUGCCCAUACUGGGUACAAAUCUGAACCCAGAGUUAAUAUCUGUGUGCAACAAUGCAACCUGGGCAAUUGGAGAGAUAUCCAUACAAAUGGGGCCUGAAAUGCAGCCAUACAUUGCCAUGGUGCUGCACCAGCUGGUGGAGAUCAUUAACAGACCCAAUACUCCAAAGACUCUGCUGGAAAACACAGCAAUAACAAUUGGUCGUCUUGGUUACGUUUGUCCUCAAGAGGUGGCACCCAUGCUACAGCAGUUUAUAAGACCCUGGUGCACGUCUCUGCGAAAUAUAAGAGACAAUGAGGAGAAAGACUCUGCAUUCAGAGGAAUUUGUACAAUGAUCAGUGUAAAUCCAGGAGGUGUUGUUCAGGACUUUAUAUUCUUCUGUGACGCAGUGGCUUCCUGGGUAAACCCAAAGGAAGAUCUCAGAGAAAUGUUCUACAAGAUCCUUCACGGGUUCAAGAACCAGGUGGGCGAAGAGAACUGGAGGCGCUUUUCAGAUCAGUUCCCGCUGCCUUUGAAGGAGCGACUGACUACCUUUUACGGGGUGUAAAGGUUUUCCACAGCACUGUGCCUCAUCGCGGGGUCAUUCACCAUGGGAGACAAGAUAGGGAACCAUCCCUGGGAACAUGUUAACCCUUUACAGGGGAGGGAGGGUGCAGACCCCUCCCUGACCUGGAGGAAGGGGUGGGAGGGGUGAUGGUAGCUGCAAGUUCUCAGUGCCCUUAAGCGCUAAGCUGGGGAGGGACAGAAACUGGCAAUUCAACCUUAUCAUGGGAGGAUCUUUAAUUUAACCAUCUCAAUCACAAAUAAUGGACAAUAUCACUUUUAUUUUCUUUGCUUUAAUUCUUCAGAUAUCAUUCAGGAACACAGAAGGUAAAUAUUAGGAGAAACUGAUGAGUCUGUGUGAGAUUUUAGUUCAGGAUAAAUAGAUUUCCUAGACUAAAAAAAUAAAUCUUAAGAUUUUAGGUUGAUUAUCAAGAUGCUUUAUCUCAAAUCAGCUGAUGCUAAGAAAGCAUUUUAUCGAAUCCACUUCUGAAAAAAGUACUUUCAGAACGCUGCAUAUCAUCCAAAGGAAGUAACCUAUUAUUUCAACAUUGAAGCAGGGCGAAUGCCUCCUCAUUCAAUCACCAGGGAGCACAAUUCAAGAGCAGCUUUUCUGGGAUUAGGUAGCAUGCUUAUAAUAUUGUGAAAAGCUGUUGAACAUUAGUGAUGUGUGUUGACAGCCGUCAUUGCCAUUUGAUAAGGUUGUUCUUUGAUUGUGUAAUCUAUAUUUAAAAUACUUUUAAUUUUGUUUUCAACAGCAGUCUGUAACGUAGCAUGGCAGGGUCUACGCUGAGUUUAGGUCGUGUUCAGCUGUGAUGUGACAUUGGAAUGAGUCUCUUGUUUUUGUGGUGUGAAUGUGACAUUUUUAUUUCAUUUUAUAUUUGUUUUUUAGCGAGCGUAUCAAAUCUUUAGCUGCCUAAAACAGUUUUAGUUUUUUUUUUUAAUGGUGGAAAUUUCCAAAGGAAAAUUGAAGUGGAAGCAGGUUGGCAACCUGUGUUUUGACCUCAGUGAUAUAAAACACGUAUGCUUUGUGACUUUCUGCAAUCAGAACCAAAUAUCCCAUAACAGUGACGAUUUCUUAUUGAAGACCAGGGAGACUAAACCUCCACUGGACAUUUUUGUUAAAUUAUUGGUAAAAUGUGCAUUGUCAAACUUCAGAAAUGUAGUCAUUAAACUGCAUUACAUAUGCGCUUCAUUUCAUGAGUGUGUUGCACAGCUGAUGAGCCGCUCUUGGACUCGAUCACUCCUCCACUCUGGAGCAGCAGGACGCUGCCUGUUAGCCUCUACGAGAAAUCCCUGUUGAAGUUUGAGUUUAGCAGCGAGAAAGUAGAGGCCUGAUUGGAUAACACGCCAAAAAUAUAUCACUUCCAGUGAGGCUAAACCUCAUAUGCCCCAUUUACAUUACCCUCUGAAAAACUAUCCGUGCUGAGUUCGGACCGAGCCUGGAUCAGUUAACCGUGCAAAGCUCCGUUCCUUACGACCGUUUACACAUCACGCUAGCGCAGUUCCUCGCCUCCAAGUGAUGAUCUACGGUACUACUGCUUUCUAGGACUGAAGGAGGGAAUCAAGCAAAUCUAAAUGGCGGCGCCCGUAACAUUCAGGAAGUUAUGUUUGGUUAUAAUUGUGAUAUUUUGUUGUUUGCGGAGAUCAGACGAAGAAGGCUGUCUCUGCGUAAUCCCAGGUCGCACCACGCUCUUUUGAAGCCAUUUUAUAAAAUGUAGUGUUGAAAAGAUUUCAGUUGUUGUUUUACAGUUCUUCUGUUUUAUGGUGGUUGUCAAGCAACUUAUGUGCAUUACCGCCAACCACUGGAUGCUGACUGUAGAUAGGAGAUGAAGCAAUCUGCUCAUGCUCUUCUUAAUCAGAGAACCGAGCCAUAAGUGAACCAUGCCGUGACUUAGUACUAGAUUUAGUGUGGUACAGUUAUCUGGCACGGUCCAGGUCAGUUGCGUUCCAUUUACACUAAACUGUUAUCUUGGCACGGUUUAAAAUGGGUAGUGUAAAUGGAGCAGGGGCGGGCCGUGAAGCUGGCUGCUCGAUGCUGAUCGGCAAACAUGCUGACGGAUGUAUUACUGACAGCAAGGAGGUUUUCCUCAUGAGCCGAGUGGAAAAAGUGAUUGUUCAGUCUGGAGUUUAUCAUUUCAGAGCGUUUCACAACAGCUAUUUUCACCUGUUGUAUUGUGUUUUACGUGUUUCAACAUUUGUUAAUGCAAUACCUGAUGUUUGGAUUUAAUUAACGCCAUUGAGCUGCCACUGCCCCAUAAUAUCAGUGUCAAACAUGUUUUUUUUUUCUGUGUAUUUAGAAAGUUCUUUUCCUGGUUGUUCUGUGCUAAAAGCAUGAUCCUGAGGAUGACUGUACUGUGUCGGGUGGUUGUCACUGUGGGGUACUUGGAUGCUUUCAUGUCUUGCAUGUUGGUGGCCCCCUCAUGCUAAAACAUUCAGUGGGAGGGAGGAGUGCUUCAAGUUGAUGACACUGGGACGCAUAUAAACUUUGCGUAACGGCGUGCUCUCCCUGAACACCUCCUCCCAUUGAUGGAUGUAGUUUUAAAAUACUGUGAAGAAUGUUUAAUGCGUCUGCUUUUUCUGUGUUGUAUCUAUAUUUUUUUUUAAGUGUCAAAACUGUUGAAGGUUACAGCCUGAAUGUAUUCCAUGAUGGUAGUUUUUAUUUUAUUUUAUUAAUGAACCCAGUUAGUUGUUUUUCCUCUGCUGGCCAGAGUAAUUAACUGCAGUAUUUGAAUCUUUGCAACACUGAUGGCGGAUUAUUAAUUAUAGCUGCUCAAAUGAAGUUUUUACCUAAUGCAAUAAGCGUCUUCAUGCAAUUGGACUGAAAAUGUAGAUUUAUAGUGAUGGAGAUAAUUCCAGUGCCUUUCAAAAGUAUUAAUACCCCUUUUGAAGGUUUUUAUGCUGUGACCACAAAUUACAUUACAACCACAAAUUAUGAUAAAUACUAGUGAAUUGCAAGAAAGUUAUUCAUCAUUCAAAAGUCUUAAUUGGGUUCAACAAUUUUCACAGCUGCUGAUUUUUUUAAAUUUUAUUUAUUUUAUUUUUUGCUGCAAGUCUCAGGACAUUUGCACAGCUAGAGACUCACAUAUUUCCCCUCAUACUCUUAUUUAAACUAACCCAAAACUAACAGUGCUUCUUGCAAAAAAAAAAACACCUUUAUUCGAUCUAGCCCUGGACUUUGAGCUUUUUUUCCCCCUCAUACAUGAACAUGGUUUUAACUAAGCCGUUUUAAGCUCUACCUCUACGUCAGUUUUGCAGCCCACAGUUUAGCUCCACCCAUCGGUUCAUAAUAUUACUGAAACAAUUAAUUGUCAUUAAUCGAUUAUUUAAAAAUAAUCAACAAAUUUACUUAACGAUUAAUCGUUAAAUUGAGAAUAGAAACAGUUAGCUGUCAGAGCAACCCACUUGGAGCAGUAAUAUCACAUUUGUAAAAAAAAAAGAUAUAAACAUUUUGCAUUUAAGAUAAAGAAAAGUUUUCAUCUGUCAAUAUGCUCUAUCCAGAACUCAAGUGGAAAAGUCUGAGCUUCACCUGGUCUAAUUUCACCAAAGGUUUCUUUAGGGGCCCUUUGGCUAACCGAUUAUUAAUUAAUU
Molecule: messenger RNA, 6400 nt
Organism: Cyprinodon variegatus (sheepshead minnow)
Lineage: Eukaryota; Metazoa; Chordata; Actinopteri; Cyprinodontiformes; Cyprinodontidae
Gene: tnpo1
Product: transportin 1
Exons: 25
Coding region: 144-2816 (890 amino acids)
Biological process (GO): protein import into nucleus
Cellular component (GO): nucleus; cytoplasm
Molecular function (GO): small GTPase binding; nuclear import signal receptor activity
Source: RefSeq, a predicted model, not a curated record